This is a messenger RNA of Malania oleifera, 1899 nucleotides long. Its product is annotated as probable GTP-binding protein OBGC2. Gene Ontology annotation, molecular function: GTP binding; GTPase activity. The record is from RefSeq and is a predicted model, not a curated record. Gene Ontology annotation, cellular component: mitochondrion. Bases 82 to 1617 code for a protein of 511 amino acids. Lineage: Eukaryota; Viridiplantae; Streptophyta; Magnoliopsida; Santalales; Ximeniaceae. The transcript is spliced from 10 exons.
UGGGCUCUGCACAGAUUUACCACCGGUGCCGUCGCGCCGGAACUAUGAACCCAAACCUUUCUUCUUUCUCGCACCAGAAAAAUGCAGGCUGUGUCGUCUCCUCCAUCCCCUUCUUAUCUUUGUUUACACCUUCCUCACCAUCCGCUCAGCGCACCUUUCUUCUCCGUUCGUCUUCUUCCCUCGAGUAGACGAAGAAGCAAUUUCGAUAAAUCUGGAUGCUCUACACUCAUUUGCGGACUCACAAGGGCGAAGCAGUCUCCUCCUCCGCCGACUCCUGCCUCGCUGGUUCGCGAACCGCACAAAUACUUUGAUCAGGUCAUCAUCACAGUUCGUUCCGGAGAUGGCGGCCACGGCGCGAUUCUCAGUAUGGCGAGCCAGAGAGCUGCUCCCAAGUCCGAAGGAAGGCAACGCAAGGAGAAGGCGAAGAAGAAAAGUACGUACAAGAGGGACUCCGAUGGGUCCCUUAUCCUUCCUAUGGGCGGACAUGGGGGAGACGUCGUGAUUUAUGCGGAUGAGGCCAAAGAAUCGUUGUUGGAGUUUCACAAGAAGAGUAGGUACAACGCGAAGCGCGGAGGGAAUGUGGACGCGAUGGGCGUUUUAACAUCGCAGUUGCACGACGGACUGGCUGCCCCCACAUUGCGCGUUCCUGUGCCUAUAGGUACAGUUGUAAAGCAUAAACGAGGGAAACUUUUGGCAGACUUGGCACUUCCAGGCGAUGAAAUUCUUGUUGCAAGGGGUGGUCGAGGAGGGAUUAGCUUGUUAGAAAUGCCAGAAUAUAGAAGGAGAAAAAUGAUGGCUCUGACUACAAAUGUCAUGAGAGAUGAUAGUGACAAGGUUUUAGUACUUGGUCAGCCUGGGGAGGAGGUUAGUUUGGAGUUGAUACUACGAGUAGUUGCUGAUGUUGGACUUGUUGGGCUUCCAAAUGCUGGAAAAUCGACACUUUUGGCUGCCAUUACACUUGCUAAACCUGAUAUUGCUGAUUAUCCCUUUACAACAUUAAUGCCAAACCUUGGAAGGCUUGAUGGUGACCCUAGUCUAGGGGCAGGGAAGUAUUCAUCUGAAGCAACGUUAGCUGAUUUGCCUGGUCUUAUUGAAGGUGCUCACUUGGGGAAGGGUCUUGGCCGCAAUUUUUUGAGGCACCUGAGGAGGACUCGGCUAUUGGUCCAUGUUGUUGAUGCAGCUGCUGAAGACCCCAUGAAUGACUACAGAACCGUAAAAGAAGAACUGCGGAUGUACAAUCCUGACUACCUUGUGCGUCCUUAUAUCGUGGUUUUAAAUAAGAUUGACCUUCCUGUGGCAAGAGACCGGCUUCCAUCAUUGACUGAAGAAAUAUUGAGAAUUGGAAUUGAUGAAGUACCAUCUCAGCCAGGAAUGAGCUCUGAAGAUGCAGAUCAAACAUUGUCCACAGAGAGUGAACGUGCAAAUAUCAUUUCUUCAGAGAUUUCCAAUAAAGACAAUAAAAUUAAGGAAAUUGAGGACUACCCACGUCCCCUUGCAGUUGUGGGUGCUAGUGUUUUGAAAGGCAUUCGGAUAAAUGAGAUGCUGAAGGAGGUAAGGGCAGCCCUAAGGAAGUGCCGAGAUUUCAAUGAAGCAUUAGUACCAAGUACCAGACCAUGAUUCCGUGUUGAUAAUUUGUGAAUGUCUCGAAUUAGUCAAGUUUUUGGCUUGGCCAUGGGGAAUCUGGGUUCAAUUGCAUAAGCUACGGUCCUGGGUCAGCUUCUCUGCCACUCCAAAUCUGCCGGACUGCUGAAUUGCAACAAACAGGCUGGAAGUUUAAUCAUGUGCUGGAAUUGGUGUACAAUAUAUCCGGUGCUAACCAUCUUCUUAACCUAGCUCCCUGUACUGAUGUUGUCUUGGGAUUGGCCCUUAAAUAUCAAUGAAUUCUCGGCUUCUCAAUUA